Molecule: messenger RNA, 474 nt
Organism: Porites lobata
Lineage: Eukaryota; Metazoa; Cnidaria; Anthozoa; Scleractinia; Poritidae
Source: the annotation of a GenBank genome assembly
AUGGCCUACCAAGUCUGCUAUCAAAAGUUAAGUGAGCUAUCAGCUCUUGUUCAGUCACACGGAACCUUUGUGCUAGUGUUUUGUAUUUUAAACAUGGUGUUUUCUCUUGUGGCAAUUGCUGCCAAUUUGUUGGUAAUUCGCGCUCUUUGGAAAACUUCAUCGAUACCAGCCACUAUAAAAAAGUUGUUCCUGAGUCUCGCUUUCUCGGAUCUUGCUGUAGGAAUGGUGGUGCAACUAAUGUUUGUCGUUAUCAUAGCAGUGAUGUUAAGAAUGGCGUCGACUGGAAACAAAAACUUUGCCUCAUUUUGUCCAAAAAUUCUGGGUGUAUUUUAUUUCUUAUUUUCUCUCCUCUGCUGCGCCUCGCUUCUAAACAUAACAGUCAUUGCAGUCGAUAGACUUCUCGCUAUUUCAUUGCAUUUGCGAUACCACGAACUUGUUACUGCGAAACGUAUCAAUCUUACGUUGGCAUCGCUA